UAGGGGCCGGGAGCGCUUCCGGCGGGGCGGGCGGCGACCCGGAAGUGCUGCGGGGUGCGGGGCUGCAGCAGCAAGAUGGCGGCGGAGGAGCCUCAGCAGAAGCCGGAGCCGCUGGGGGGGGACGCGGACGGAGUGAACUGCCUGGCCUACGACGAAGCCAUCAUGGCGCAGCAGGACCGGAUCCAGCAGGAGAUCGCGGUGCAGAACCCGCUGGUGUCGGAGCGGCUGGACCUGGCGGUGCUGUACAAGGAGUACGCCGAGGACGACCACGUCUACCAGGAGAAGAUCAAGGACCUGCUGCAGAAGUACUCGUACAUCCGCAAGACGCGGCCGGACGGGAACUGCUUCUACCGGGCCUUCGGCUUCGCCCACCUCGAGGCCCUGCUGGAGGACGGCCAGGAGCUGCAGCGGUUCAAGGAGAUCUCGGCCCGCAGCAAGGACGACCUGGUGGCCCAGGGCUUCACCGAGUUCACGAUCGAGGACUUCCACAACACGUUCAUGGAGCUCAUCGAGCAGGUGGAGCGGCGGGUGCCGGUGCCGCAGCUGCUGGCGGCCUUCAACGAGCCCAGCACCUCCGACUACCUGGUCGUCUACCUGCGGCUGCUGACGUCGGGCUGCCUCCAGCGCCACCGCCGCUUCUUCGAGCAGUUCCUCGAGGGCGGCCGCACCAUCAAGGAGUUCUGCCAGCAGGAGGUGGAGCCCAUGUGCAAGGAGAGCGACCACAUCCACAUCAUCGCGCUGGCGCGGGCGCUGCACGUCUCCAUCCUGGUGGAGUACAUGGACCGGGGCGAGGGCGGCGCCACCAACCCCCACGUCUUCCCCGAGGGCUCCCAGCCCCGCGUCUGCCUCCUCUACCGCCCCGGCCACUACGACAUCCUCUACAAGUGAGGCCCCCGCACGGCGGGGACCCGGCCCCCUCGCACGGGGACGGAGCCCCCUCGCACGGUGAGGUGGCCCCUCGCACGGGGACGGAGCCCCCUCGCACAAGGAUGCAGCCCCCUUGCACGGGGACGCGGCCCCUCACACGAGGAUGCAGUUCCCUCGCACGGGGACGCGGCCCCUCGCACAGGGAGGUGGCCCCCCGCACGAGGAUGCAGUUCCCUCGCACGAGGAUGCAGUUCCCUCGCACGGGGAGGUGGCCCCUCGCAUGGGGACACAGCCCCUUGCACGGGGACACAGCCCCUUGCACGGGGACGUGCCCCCUUGCACGAGGAUGUGGCCCCUCGCACGAGGAGGCGGCUCCUUGCACAACAGGGAGGCGGCCCCUCACACGAGGAUGUGGCCCCUCACAUGGGGAUACAGCCCCUUGCACGAGGAUGCAGCCCCCUCGCACGGGGACGUGGCCCCUCGCACGGGGACGCGGCCUCCUUGCACGAGGACACCACCCCCUCGCACGGGGACGUGGCUCCUCGCAUGGGGCCGCAGCCCCUCGCACGACGGGGACGCGACCCUCUCGCACGAGGACGCGGCCCCUCGCACGAGGAUCCCCCCCGGCGCCGCCCCGCGGGGUAAUAAAGAGGCCGCCGGCCCCA
Molecule: messenger RNA, 1532 nt
Organism: Dromaius novaehollandiae (emu)
Lineage: Eukaryota; Metazoa; Chordata; Aves; Casuariiformes; Dromaiidae
Gene: OTUB1
Product: OTU deubiquitinase, ubiquitin aldehyde binding 1
Exons: 7
Coding region: 76-888 (270 amino acids)
Biological process (GO): protein K48-linked deubiquitination; negative regulation of double-strand break repair
Cellular component (GO): nucleus
Molecular function (GO): cysteine-type deubiquitinase activity; ubiquitin binding
Source: RefSeq, a predicted model, not a curated record